Etheostoma cragini (Arkansas darter) is the source of this 1938-nucleotide messenger RNA. Its product is annotated as butyrophilin subfamily 2 member A2-like. The transcript is spliced from 6 exons. NCBI's taxonomy places the organism in Eukaryota, Metazoa, Chordata, Actinopteri, Perciformes, Percidae. The record is from RefSeq and is a predicted model, not a curated record. Bases 103 to 1938 code for a protein of 611 amino acids.
UCUCCUCCUCACAGUGUCCCUCCGCGGACCACUCCACUCUCGCUUAACCUGUGUUUAAGUGUCCGAGCGAGCAGAAGAAACCCCGGCUCGGAUGAGUUGGUGAUGUUUUAUCGCCUGUUUGUGCUCGCCGCUCUGCUGCCACGCUGCUCCGGAGCAUCCUCGGUGGAGGAUCCGGUGAAGCAUGUCCGGGCCUUUGCUGGCGACGCUGUCCUUCUGCCAUGCAGCUUCAACAUCCCCGCCAGCAGCAAGUUCCAGACAGUGGAGUGGUCCAAGCGAGGCCCGCCUCCCAUCGUCGUCUUCGUGCACCGGGGUGGCCACGAGAUCCAUGCAGAGAAGCAUCUGGACUUCUUGAACAGGACGAGCAUCGUCCCCAAAGAGCUGAAGAAUGGCAACUUCUCGUUGAGGAUCUCCAACGUGCGGCUGGCGGAUGCAGGGACGUACCGAUGCAUGAGGCUCUGGAUGGACGGACCCCGCAACGUCACAUCGGUGGAGCUCGUUGUGGCUGCCGUUUCUAAGCCCAAACUCUGGGUGACGUCAGCCGAGGGUGGAAACGUGACUCUGCGGUGCGAGGCCAGCUGCUGGCUGCCGGAGCCGCACAUCAACUUCCUGGACAAACAGGGGAAAUACAUCCAGGCCCAAGGACCCAAAAGGGAUGAAGAAGCCCGCGGGUGUUUCACCGUGACACGAAGAGUGACUCUCAAGGCUGCUGCUGCCAACAGGGUCACCUGCAGAGUCCACCAGCCGGAGACCAACCAGACCAGGGAAACGGAGAUCAUCAUACCAGUUGACGGAGGGCGGUCCUGCUUUCUGAUGUCUGCCAUCGCUGUUGGAGUGACCGUUUUAGUUCUGUUAGCUCCAUUAUGCGGGGUAGCUGUCUGUCUGGGGAAGAGAUGUGGCAAAUGUGCGGAGGAACAAAAACUCCCGGUGACCAGACAGCCGUCGGACCAAAGCACAUUAAGUGUCAACUAUGAGAAUCAGUCGCUGCUGCGCUGCGUCAUGGUAGAGGAGCCCACGACAGAGGACCGCAGGGCCAAGCUUCGGGAGCAAGAAAAUACAAUCCUCCAGCUACAGAGCCAAAACCAAUCUCAUCCAAGUCUGGUUGUUUGCCAGCAUGACCGACCAGGGCUCCUCCAGCCCGACCGGCAGGUGGUUCUCCAGCCCGACCGGCAGGUGGUUCUCCAGCCCGACCGGCAGGUGGUUCUCCAGCCCGACCGGCAGGUGGUCCUCCAGCCCGACCGGCAGGUGGUCCUCCAGCCUGACCAGCAGGUGGUCCUCCAGCCUGACCAGCAGGUGGUUCUCCAGCCCGACCGGCAGGUGGUUCUCCAGCCCGACCGGCAGGUGGUUCUCCAGCCCGACCAGCAGGUGGUUCUCCAGCCCGACCGGCAGGUGGUCCUCCAGCCCGACCAGCAGGUGGUUCUCCAGCACACCCGGCCGGUGGUCCUCCAGCCCGACCAGCCGGGGCUCCUCCAGCCGGGGUUCCUCCAGCACGACCAGCCGGGGCUCCUCCAGCCGGGGUUCCUCCAGCACGACCAGCCGGGGAUCCUCCAGCCUGGGUUCCUCCAGCACGACCAGCCGGGGGUCCUCCAGCCUGGGGUCCUCCAGCACGACCGACCGGGGCUCCUCCAGCCGGGGUUCCUCCAGCACGACCGACCGGUGGUCCUCCACGGCGUCAUGCGGCAAAGCAGCGUUCCGUCACACAAACCCCCGGUCUACAGGAUCCGUCGGAACCACAGCAGUCCGGAUAUUUUGAAGUUCUUGUCCAGUUCUUCUGGAGUCAGAGCUUCGAAGAAAAAGCUCUCAAGCAUCGGCCGUUCGAAGAGUGAAACAUACGAGCCGCCUCUUCUAUUCCCCAAGCCUCAGCGCCGACAUUCCUCUGUGUUUCCGUCGUCUAAUAACCGCUUCAAACUCCUGUCAGAUGUAACAGAAGAGCCGUACUAG